Monodelphis domestica (gray short-tailed opossum) is the source of this 1596-nucleotide messenger RNA. RefSeq names its product chromosome 2 C1orf146 homolog (gene C2H1orf146). NCBI's taxonomy places the organism in Eukaryota, Metazoa, Chordata, Mammalia, Didelphimorphia, Didelphidae. The record is from RefSeq and is a predicted model, not a curated record. Gene Ontology annotation, biological process: synaptonemal complex assembly; reciprocal meiotic recombination. Gene Ontology annotation, cellular component: chromosome.
GCAUCUUUUCCCGCCUCCCAGAGUUGAUCUGCUAUUGCUGCUGGAAAGUCCGGAAUACUCAGGGUGGAGGAGGGGAAAGGAGGCGACCCUAGACCGCGAGACCAUAACACCCAAAUUGAGACUGGAAGUGGCCUCCCACGUGACCCAAAAAAUUGCCGUACCUUUGGGUAGACUACUGUUUUACAGGAAGAUGACUGAAAGUAGCGGAAAGGAAAAAAGUAAAUGGACUACAACUGUAAUUAUGAGCUCAUCUCUUCAGAGUCACGAAGUCGCAGCCAUCUUAAAAAAUGAGAACCAUAGAGUUCGUUAUUCAAAUUCAGUAGAACCUGGAUCCAUUAUUUUUUCUCUUUCUGGGGUAGCAUUUUUACUAAUUGAUGCCCAGGAGUGUUUUAGGACAACUGAAGAAACACUUUUGGCCAGAAUUGAAAAGUUCAUAAGGAUCCACCGGAACAGUUUUUUGGCCCUUUCCUCCGCCCUCCAUGGCCCUGGAGAAUGGAGGCUGAUGUCUAGGAUUCAGCAGAGAUUCCUGGGCGAUAAUUUACGCAUCGUUCCAGUUCACAACCCGGGCAACGCUGUUAAACUUAUGACUACCAUAGCCAAGAGCACUUGCAAACCAUAUAGUGACAACAUUCAUUAUAGAAUGAUUUUGGCUAAAGCGCAGAUCAUAGAGCAAAGUCCUGUAUGGAGGACGCUUCAGAAGCUACAACUGGAUGGUGACUCCCUUAACAUGAAUUAGUGUUACCAUUAAAACGUGGUUAUUUCCCUCAUAGCCAAGUUCAUCCUGUUUUGUGCGCAUACAAAUAAGUACCGAAGAUAUUAGAACGAUCCCACUCGAGUGUAAGGGCAGUUACAGAGCUAGUCGGAAUAAGGCCACGUAAUAUCCCAAGGAGAAGAAUCCCGGCAGUGGUCUUCCAGAUGCUCCUGUCUUUGGAUAAUAUUAUCUAAAUAUUGAGAUCAGAAAGAGAGGAAAUUGGUCUACUGAUAAUCCACACAGGAAAAGCUAAAUGGACCCAAAACGCCUGUUGUCAGGUCUAAGGCCAUUUGGAAUGCCAGUGAAUGGACAGUGAAUGGGACCCAAGACUGAUCAGAUCUUAUCUGAGACAUCGUGUGGGACUUUUACAGUGACUAAGCCGCUCCUCGGCACAGAACCCCUUGUGAAUGGUCUCGGACUUAAGAAUUUAAAAUGCUACUAAAAACACCUUUUGGCUGAAAUUUCCAAACUCAUUACUUGUUACCAAAAGUCAAGAAUUAUUGACUGUCAAGUUAAGGGAAAUAUGCUUUACACAAAACGAAAGCUCUCUACUGUAAAUAAGUUGUGAAGGAAAAGGAGAGUAGCAGCAUUUAUUUUCUAGCAGCAAGUGCUUAGUGCCUGAGAUAAACUUUUUAAAAGACAUGAAAGUAACGUUUCCACCCAGAAUGAACAAAACAAUUUCGUGGUUCUACAGCUACUCCAGCUCUUCAGGCAGGGAGGCUUCAUUUUAGCCGAGCUGUUUCUUCAGAUGUAGUUUUUGUUUUCAGUUCAAUGAGUUCUUCUACUCGGGCCAGAACACUUUCUAUUAAAUCAAAUGUGAAAAGAGCUGAAUGGAGAACCUAAAA